CACUGGUUGGUGGCCGGCAUAGUGGAGUGCAGGAGGCGCGUCGACUGGUUCAGGGCAACAGCGAUAAUUUGGGCAGCUCAUGGAGGACUGGGACACUGUUGAUUAACGCAGGGGAACUAUAGGUUUUAUAGUUUCAUUGGAUUAGCAAUCUUAUUGUGAACAACGACCCAGCUGAAGACCAACUUGAGUAAUUGAACAUCUCACAUCGACAUGACUGAUGAAGACGAGACCAAGACAGGCUUAUGGGCCUUUAAAAAAGAGGAGAUGGAGACAGACCUGGGGCCCUUUAUAAAAGAGGAGCUAGACGAGUGGACAGUGGACCAAAGGUCCAGCCCGACAUAUCAGUUUUGUUUGUCAGAACCCUUUAGCCUCCCCUCCACGAAACUGGAAACAAAGGAGGAAAAGAUUCAUUUAGACGGCCUGGGCACAGAAAGAGCCCCCGAGAUCUCCAAGACCCCGUGCACCACGGAGACUCCAGCCCCUGCUGCCCGGGACUCACGGCCUGGGACCUCCAGGGGUCGCAAAGCUCUAAGAAUGUGUGCUGCUUGUGGCAAGGACACGUCGGUCCUUGGCCACUUUGUGCACAAAAACAAGAUAUUCUGCCAGUCCACAUCUGAUGGGGUCACCCUGGAAGAGUGGAUGCUGGACAAUGUGCCCAGGACCACCAGGUGGAGGUGGAAGGUCCAGCAGGAAAGCAUUGAUGCCGGGAUCACACUGCCCCGUAAAGAACACCACACCUGCAGCAUGUGCAACAAGAGGAUGACGAGGGAGACAGGUCACAGCAUCCACAAGCCCACACGUCAGGCCUUCUGCCAGGCCACUGACCCCUUUGGCAGGACAGUGGAGGAGUGGCUUACAGAGAUUCGUGGCGGGGUCUCCACAAAAGAUUUUAUGAAGACCAACCACAGAAAAAGACAAAUGCGGUACCGUCACAAACCAGAGGUGAGAGAGAGAGAGAAAAUAAAAAGGAGGGAGAGGUAUCUCAAAGACAAGAGGAGAAAGGAGCAUGAGAGGGAGGAGGAGAAGAAGAAAAAGAAAAAGUAG
Plectropomus leopardus (leopard coralgrouper) is the source of this 1044-nucleotide messenger RNA. RefSeq lists its product as uncharacterized. Lineage: Eukaryota; Metazoa; Chordata; Actinopteri; Perciformes; Serranidae. The record is from RefSeq and is a predicted model, not a curated record.